Nilaparvata lugens (brown planthopper) is the source of this 1139-nucleotide messenger RNA. Its product is annotated as ly6/PLAUR domain-containing protein 6B. The record is from RefSeq and is a predicted model, not a curated record. Gene Ontology annotation, molecular function: acetylcholine receptor regulator activity. Lineage: Eukaryota; Metazoa; Arthropoda; Insecta; Hemiptera; Delphacidae. Bases 256 to 834 code for a protein of 192 amino acids. The transcript has 5 exons.
CGAAUGUACUCUGGUGCCGUUAGGACAUGCGUGCAUACCACAAGUCGCAGUUCAUCUGCUCUCUACAACCGAACUCGUGAGUGAAAUUCAUCAAAUCAUUACAAAAAUGCAUGACGUCUUGCUUGAACAAUUUUCCAACGGUUUGUCGUGUCUAUAUAUUUUUUUCACCAACUGCCAACUACAGGAAAAGUUUUCCAAUCUCAAUAACUACAACGGUGAAUUAUGUAAUGUCAUCACAGAAGGCAGGCCUGCGUAAUGUUGAAUGGCCUGGCUGGCCACAUCAUAAGUUGCGUUCUGUUGGCCGGCUUGGUACAUCAAAGCUCCUCUGCACCCAGCAAUAACAGCAGCAGUGGCAGCAGCAGCAGCAGUAGCAAUAAAACCCGUGAGCGUGAGGACCUGUCUAACGAAACAUCUGACGACUCUGACCCUGGACUGACCUGCUAUACGUGUGUGAAUGUAUCCGAUAACUCCAUGUGCAAUCAAUUUGCCAUCGACCAUCCAUGCCCAAAAGGUCACAACUUUUGCCACACCCUACAUAUCAUGGACUCGAGAGGAGCCAGCGUUAUAGUCAAUAAGAAAUGCUCAGACAGCACUGAAUGCUGGCCGCAUAGCGUUGGCUGCAUGCACAUCGAUACUCAGACUGUGUGCGUCUCUUGCUGCGACGAAAUGUACUGCAACGUGACAGUGCCCACCAACCAGUCAACUGCAAUUUACUCAAGACGACGCACUCGUCCAAGGCCCACUCGACCCCCCUCGGAUCACAGCCUCGGCUCACCUUCACCCCACCCACUCACAUGGAUUUGGCUUCCUCUCGGAGCCAUGGUGCUAUUUUGAACCUGUGCAAAAAACGUUCACAUAUUACGAUGCAUAUUAUUCAAAACUGUAAUGAUUCAUCUCAUUAUGAAAUGAGUGUUGUUGAACUCUCGUCGGGGUACUGCGUGUCUACAAAUAACGAAACAUGAUUGUCAUUAAAUAAUGUAAAACUAUACAAGAUACAGACGACUAUUUUCUUACUUACGUUAUUGAAUUAACGUGGAUUAUCUCAGUAUUAAAUGAUUCGAUUCUUUAUCAUCAUUAUAUAUUAUCCUUGUGAAUUUGAUGAGUAACUGGAUUAAAUGAUUUCUAUGCGAACAUAAAAA